Messenger RNA from Exophiala mesophila, 600 nucleotides. RefSeq lists its product as uncharacterized. The record is from RefSeq and is a predicted model, not a curated record. Gene Ontology annotation, molecular function: oxidoreductase activity, acting on single donors with incorporation of molecular oxygen; zinc ion binding. NCBI's taxonomy places the organism in Eukaryota, Fungi, Ascomycota, Eurotiomycetes, Chaetothyriales, Herpotrichiellaceae. Bases 1 to 600 code for a protein of 199 amino acids. The transcript has a single exon.
AUGCCACUGAUUCGGAUGUUUCCCGACGAUUCCAUGUGCCCGCCAACGGUGGUUCUGUCGACUAAUGCUCGGUACGAUCCCCACUAUCAUACUAGGAUAGGCGCUGCACUGCGAUUUCUCCGGAAAGAAGGUUUUCUCUUUGUUGGCACGGUUCAUAACCUCUUUCGUAAUGUCUGGGGCGACAUGAUUCGAUACCGCGACUCUCUCAGUCAAAGAGCGCCGCCUCAGGCUUGGGCUUUAGACUUUCGCCAGGCAGUUGAGGAUGUCAUCACUAGGAACUUGGGACCUAAGCUACGAGCUGAUGUGGUGCGAUUGAUGAAACACCAAACAUACCGUGAAGCACAUGCCUCAGAUGAACAUUUCGCUCCAGUCUUGUUCGUCGCUGGUGCUGCUGGAGUCUGGGAGGAUGUGGGGAUAAAGAAUGUGUUAGGGGCGCAAUCCUGGGAGUUGACCAACAUUUGUAAUUCCCAAUUCACGUUGGGGGAGAAUACACAACAACACGGUGGAAUCACCCAUCAGGUAUCAAGGUCACGGACAAGUGAAGUUCGGUCUGAGGUGGGCACGAAUGACUGCGAAUUCCUAGACAGCUGGUACUCAUAA